AUGGCUCAAGCCACGGCGAAGGAACUGAUCCUUGUUACGGGCGUCACGGGAUACAUUGCUGGUCGCACAGCCGAGGCGUUCCUCCAAGCGGGCUACCGAGUUCGAGGCACAGUUCGAGACCUCAGCUCUGCGCGCCAGACACAGAAGGCUCUCAGCGAAUUCGGCAGCCAAUUCGAAGUGACGGUGGUUCCCGAUAUCUGCGUCGCUGGGGCACUUGAUGAAGCAAUGGAGGGCUGUUCUGGCGUUGUGCAGAUUGCCGCGCCGAUGAGGAUUUCAGGACAAAAGGCGAUACCUGCCGUUGAAGAGGCCGUCAAUAUCGUCAACAACGUCCUUGAAUCGGCCAGCGAACAUCAGUCUGUCGAAAGCGUCGUUCUCAUGUCGUCAGUGUCCGCUAUUCGACGCAGCGGUAGUGGGCCGUAUACAUUUACAGAAAAGGAUUGGAAUACCGAGGUGGAGGCGAUUUUCAGGAACGACCCGGAUAACAUGUCGGGUGGAAUGAUCUAUAGGGCUGCUAAAGUAGCCGCAGAACGGGCAUUCUGGAAGUACAGAGCGACCAAUAAGCCGACUUUCGCGAUGGCAGCUAUCAACCCCUCUUUCGUUCACGGUCCGCCGCUUGUCGUACCAAACUCGGUGUUCAAAAUCAAAGGCACAACCGGGUUCAUCGUCAGCAUCCAAGCAGGCCUCGAUGGGCCCGACGUCUUCAAGGCUUACCCUUGGUGGGUUGACGUCCGCGAUGUCGCACGGAUUAUUGUUUUCUGCGUUAAGAGCCAUGCUGACGGCGAGCGGUUCCUCGCGGUGUCGGCGUACGGGCCCCAGCAAGCUGUUGCUGACGUUCUUCGAUCCGUGCGACCUAACAGCAGGGUCGAGAAAGGUGUCCCAGGUGAGGGCUACGCUAUGCCAGGUUACCGAGCCCCAGAAAAUGAGGACCAGAUUCUCGAUGGGUCCAAGCUAGUUCGAGUGACAGGCCAAGACUACAUUCCCUACGAGCAAAGCGUUGUCGACACAGCGAAUGCUUAUGAACCACUCCUUGCCAAUCUUGGGCCGUCAAUUUACAUCAAGAAGAUGUCUCAGAAAAUCUUUUCAUACUUGAUGCCAAGUAGCAAGUGA
This is a messenger RNA of Clonostachys rhizophaga, 1107 nucleotides long. The record is from the annotation of a GenBank genome assembly. Lineage: Eukaryota; Fungi; Ascomycota; Sordariomycetes; Hypocreales; Bionectriaceae.